This is a messenger RNA of Hypoxylon fragiforme, 2010 nucleotides long. RefSeq lists its product as uncharacterized. The record is from RefSeq and is a predicted model, not a curated record. Lineage: Eukaryota; Fungi; Ascomycota; Sordariomycetes; Xylariales; Hypoxylaceae. Bases 306 to 1679 code for a protein of 457 amino acids. The transcript is spliced from 2 exons.
CGAGAACUUGGAAUUAAGGCAAACCUUUGGUCCUAAUUCAUUCAUCAAUACUUCUUCCUGCUUACCGCUGAUUUCUACCCACUAUACAUACGAAUUUAAUUCAUUGUUGGAAAUACACUAAACCUCUACGUUGACAGGGACACUCCCUUUUCAACGCCCUAGGCAUACACAUAGGCCGAAUUGCGACACUGAAUUAAAUUCCCCAGAACUUGGAACUACGUGGUAACUUACAACUUGUCAAUAAUCUUCCCGGGACCACAUACUUUGUUUCUCUACCUAUAAACAAGAAUAGAGUCUUAAGUACAAUGUUGGCCGCUCGAGAUCAAGAGAACCUUUCGUUCAACCGACAAAAUGGCGCUGCUCUCAAGCAACAACAGGGCCAAACCAAGCGCCAUCUUCAGCCCAACACUCCGGGAGCAAGAUUCGCCAAUACACCAAUCAAAGUUCCUUUGAAUGAUGAGAAUGGUGCCCACGCAGCCGGGGGUGCCAAGAGCAUCCUCGGUGGCAGAUCAAGGGGCAAUGAGAAUACUCUCACGUCUAAAGGAAAGAAGGGAUCUAGCAAGGUUAAUUUUGCUACACCUUCCGAAACACGAAGCCGAGCACCCCUUGGUAAUAAGACGACGAACGCAAAAGCCAGGAGUGGGCAAGCAGUGAGCGUUAAGAGUGCUGUUCAUGAACUUGAGAAGUCUCAGGUAAAGGCGUCAGCAACGAACAAACAGAAGCAGAAGCAUGCGCAGCCUGAGCUACAAAAACUGGAAGUUCAUGCUGAGGAGAUAGACCCAGAAAAUGAAGAGGAGAUCGAGUACUGUCCACCAAAGCCGAAGGACCUUCCGUACGAUUCUGAUGUCUUCCCCGAAGGCGUUCUCAAGUUUGAUGCUUUGAAACCUGAGAACCUGUUCAAGGGCUAUUAUGACUAUUACUACAACCCUGUCGAUGAAAAUGGGGUUUCUCUAGCCGACAAACAGCUCAAGGAGAAGAACAAGAAGGCCAUGGAGGAGUGCGACAGACGAAUCAUGGAGGACAUUGACAGCUUUGAAUGGUGCAUUGAAGAUGAAUUGGAUCCUGUCAAGAAGAAGGUCCCCGCUCUGGCCCCUAUAGAUGCCAAUGCGAAGAGACCAUUCAUCAGAGCUCCUUCCACCCUUCGAUCCAAGAAGGCUGCCGAUGCUCUGUCUAUGGAUGAGACAACAAUGUCACUGCAGCGAAAGGCAGCUCGAUCUGCGGAAGUUAAUAGAGCUCCUACCAAGAAGGCUACGUCCAUCCCCUUGCCUAGUCUUAGGCGACAGCCCAGUGCACAGGCGCACGUUGGGCCCAACAAAACGGCCAGUGAAAUUGAGGCCAACUCGAGAACCACGAUUGGGUAUAAUAGGGGCCGAUCUACCGCCUCACUACUUACCCAAGGAACCACAAAACCUAAGAGGCCGGCGUCGAAAACAGGGUUUACUCGUUCUGACACGACAUUGUCAACAGACUCUGACAAGACCAUUACUCCCGCCCAAUUCGCCAACGACCAGGCUUCUGCUGCUGCUGCCGAAGAUCUAGAAUGGAAAGAGAGGGUUCCGUUCCUUUCAAUUUUCAAUCCCGAAAAUGAAGAUGACGAAGAUGAAUACGAUCUCCUAGCAGGUGGAGUGUCUAAAGGUGUGGAUGAAGACGAGGAGUUCGAGUUUAAGCUCAUGGAUUAAGAAUCUCAUAUUAAUUAAUGGCAACCGGCGUUCAUGGUUAAGUCGGUUGAUAUGAGUGGGAACUCAGGUUGGCGUAUACAUAUUUGAUUUGACUAGAUUCGGAAGAAACGCUUCGGAUAGGAUCAAAAGCCUGUAUUCAUAGUUCACGAAGGUUGUCACGCUACUACGACUGCAUCUUAUCCAACGUAUGAUAAGACGAGCAUUUGUAGGGAGGUUGGACAGCCAUAUGAAUCUUCCCUAAUAGUCUAAACCAGCCUACAAAGUAGGCCAAUAUUUAUUAGGUACGCUUGCUAAGUAUCGUGGUAUCGUAGAGAUACAUCAAUGACAAAAU